This is a messenger RNA of Castor canadensis (American beaver), 2696 nucleotides long. The record is from RefSeq and is a predicted model, not a curated record. NCBI's taxonomy places the organism in Eukaryota, Metazoa, Chordata, Mammalia, Rodentia, Castoridae.
AUGUUUACUCCAAUGCUGGAGCUAGAAGAUGAGGAGGUGGAGUGGCAGAAGAGCAGGCAGCUGGUGGGUGGAUGUGCCUUGAACACAGAAGGGGCAGCUGUAGGAGGAGGAGUUCUGGGGCCUGAUGAAGAGCUCCAUGAAGACAUGGAGGUUACUGGAAACACAGAGCUGACAUUCAAGACACGGCUCCUGUUCAUGCCUUCAUGGGAGAAGGUCUCCCUAGUAGUAGAAGCCCAGCAUUAUGGUUCUCAGGUUCAAGUGUUAGCUACAUUGCACCGUCAUUGUACAGACCUGCUGGCCUGGAGCAGGCCCCACUCAGUGCCUGGAUACAGAGCACAGGACUCAGCCCUUCAGGCUGAACAAGAUAUAGCAAGUGAUGAGGUCCUCACUGUCAUCAAAGCCAAAGCCCAGUGGCCAGCCUGGCAGCCUCUCAAUGUGAGAGCAGCACCCUCAGCUGAGUUUUCAGUGGACAGGACACGCCACUUAAUGUCCUUCCUGACCAUGAUGGGCCCCAGUCCUGACUGGAAUGUGGGCUUAUCUGCAGAGGAUCUGUGCACCAAGGAGUGCGGCUGGGUCCAGAAGGUGGUACAAGACCUGAUUCCCUGGGAUGCCGGCACCGACAGCGGGGUGACUUAUGAGUCACCGAACAAGCCCACAAUUCCCCAGGAGAAAAUCCGGCCCUUGACCAGUCUGGACCAUCCUCAGAGUCCUUUCUAUGAUCCAGAGGGCGGGUCCAUCAUUCAAGUAGCCAGAGUUGUCAUUGAGAGAAUUGCUCGGAAGGGGGAGCAAUGCAAUAUUGUGCCUGACAAUGUCGAUGACAUUGUAGCUGACCUGGCUCCAGAAGAGAAAGAUGAAGACGACACCCCUGAAACCUGCAUCUACUCCAACUGGUCCCCAUGGUCCGCCUGCAGCUCUUCCACCUGUGACAAAGGCAAGAGGAUGCGGCAACGCAUGCUGAAGGCACAGCUGGACUUGAGUGUCCCCUGCCCUGACACCCAGGACUUCCAGCCCUGCAUGGGUCCAGGCUGCAGUGAUGAAGAUGGCUCCACCUGCACCAUGUCCGAGUGGAUCACCUGGUCACCCUGCAGCAUCUCCUGUGGCUUGGGCAUGCGGUCCCGGGAGAGGUAUGUGAAACAGUUCCCGGAGGAUGGCUCUGUGUGCACACUGCCCACUGAGGAGACUGAGAAGUGCACCGUCAACGAGGAGUGCUCUCCCAGCAGCUGCCUGAUGACGGAGUGGGGAGAGUGGGAUGAGUGCAGCGCCACUUGCGGGAUGGGCAUGAAGAAGCGGCACCGCAUGGUCAAGAUGAGCCCAGCAGACGGCUCCAUGUGCAAGGCUGAGCCAUCCCAAGCAGAGAAGUGCAUGAUGCCUGAGUGCCACACCAUCCCAUGCUUGCUGUCUCCAUGGUCUGAGUGGAGCGACUGCAGUGUGACCUGUGGGAAGGGCAUGCGGACUCGCCAGCGGAUGCUCAAGUCUCUGGCAGAACUUGGAGACUGUAAUGAGGAACUGGAGCAGGUGGAGAAGUGCAUGCUGCCAGAGUGCCCCAUUGACUGUGAACUUACGGAGUGGUCCCAGUGGUCGGAAUGUAACAAGUCAUGUGGGAAGGGCCACAUGAUUCGAACCCGGAUGAUCCAACUGGAACCUCAGUUUGGAGGUACACCCUGCCCAGAGACUGUGCAGCGAAAGAAGUGCCGAAUCCGGAAAUGCCUUCGAAAUCCAUCCAUCCAGAAGCUGCGCUGGAGGGAGGCCAGAGAGAGCCGGCGGAGUGAGCAGCUGAGGGAAGAGUCUGAUGGGGAGCAGUUCCCAGGUUGUAGAAUGCGCCCUUGGACAGCCUGGUCAGAAUGCACCAAGUUGUGUGGAGGAGGGAUUCAAGAACGCUACAUGACUGUGAAGAAGAGGUUCAAAAGCUCCCAGUUUACUAGCUGCAAAGACAAGAAGGAGAUCAGAGCAUGCAAUGUUCAUCCUUGUUAGCGGGGGUUACAAGUUCCCCAGGGCUGCACUCCAGAUUCCAGUCACAAAUGGUUGGACUGUUUGCUUGUUUAAGACGAUUUAAAUUGUGUCCACUAGUUUUCAUUUUGCAGUGUGGUUUGCCCAAUAGUCUUGUGGAUGCCAAGACCAUCCUGUCUGAAUACUUCGGGGUGGGUACAGGGUUCCCUAAUGGGGCUCCCUCACCCUCACCCGGCCUUGUUCCUGCACAGAAGUGAAUAGUCAGUCACCUUGUACUAAACUGAAGUAUGUCCCUCUGGAGCAUCUACCUGGCCAAGCAGGAAAAGACCCUGGCCUCCUCCACAUGGAGAGGCCUCCUCCGUGUCUGGAAAUGACUGUGUGUCUGGGUCCUAGGGUGCAGCAUGUAGGAAACACACCCAUGUGAUACAGAGAGCAGAUUCUCCUUUCUCAUCUUCAGCCUGUUCUCUCUUGCAGAAAACUUCCGUUGGCCUCUCUUCACUUAGUGGGACUUUAGGUCUCUUGUCAAGUCUCCUCAGACACAAGUUCUUGGGGAAAACAGUCCACUUUGAAGAGGUACAUCAAUGCUAAGUGGCUUUUAUUCUUACAUGAAGAAUACAUUUAUCUCAUCUCCUAAUAUUUGUUCCUAAUACCCCAAAGGAAGAAAUGAUAGCUACUUUAUUCAAACGUAAAGGUGACUGUGUGUAAAAGUAGUUUUCCCUUGAUUUUGUUUCUGUUGUUUUAUUUUUUGG